GCCGGCAUCCGCUCUGUACGUUGUUGGCCCAGUCUAUCUCGACCGACCAGUUACACCUACGGCUUCCAUUUGUGCACUGGCAGCUUACAUGGACAGACCCUUGCUUGUACUCAGCGGUGGGAAAUCUGGCUUCUCUCAGUUUAGUUAAUUUUUGUGUAGGAGCGCCUAACUUAAUUAUUUUGUUAUACCUGUAUUUUUCUGCAUUUGUUUAUAUCAAACAAUUGCAUUAAAAAGAGAGGGUCGCGACAGCUUAAGACAGGGGCUGAAAAAUGGCGGAUGGAUCCGAGACUGCUGAGUUGGAGGAGCAAAGCUACGAUGCUCUAAGUUUGUGUAAUCAAAACCCAUAUCCUGGGGAUAAAGAGCUAUUGGAUCAAGAAAAACAGACCCUUUCACGAAAUGGCUGGAAUAUUGCUCCUUGUGUCCAGAGGGCUAAAACUAUAGAUUUGACCAUGGCUGGAGCUAAACUGGUCCUUGCCAUGAAGUUACUGGAAAAGGGAAAUGCUCAACAAGCUUUGGAGUGUUGCACAACUGCUCUCCAGUUGGGCGCGGAUUGCUGGCAGCUGAGAUCAGAGUGCCACCUGGCGCUGGGACAAUACAGCCUUGCCUACAGAGACUGCCUGAUGGCCAAACAAAAGCACAACACGCCACAGGUAUGGAAAUUGGGAGGCAAAAUACUGCAAGAACUAGGCCUGCCAGUGAUGGCCGAAUUCUGGCUCCGUAAAGCAACCCAGGCAAGUCAGGGGCAAGACAGAGAGGCUUCUAUGCUUUUCCAACAGGUGCGGGUUAAGCGCCUUUACGAUCCACUCACUGUAAAUCACCCAAUAGAGGUGACCUUCUCAGAAUACGGUAGAGCAGUUCUUGCCAAAGAGAACAUCGAACCUGGGCAGUUAAUUUGGAGUGAAUCUCCUCUUACAUCCGCGCAAACUAUGUACACGCUGGAUGUUCCCGCCUGCAGUCAUUGCGGACGCUCCUUGCUGACGGCGGAGACUUUCUUCGGUCAUCUUAUGCUGGAUAUAAACCCGGUCGCCGAGGAUUUAAUAGAAAGAUAUUGGCCGAAGUUAAAUCCUGUCCAGUGCAAACGUUGUAAACGGGAAACCUACUGCAGCCAAGCAUGUCUGGCUGACGCUUGGUAUCAACACCACCAAGUUCUCUGCCCUUCCAUCAACAAGGCUGCAGGAGAACUAUACGACUUCUGCGAUAAAAGAGAGCUUUGCACAAAAGGCUACUGGAGCGCUGCUUUUAGUCCGAUGGCGUUGGCGCGAAUCUGGGGUGCAGUUAUCGCUGAAGUCCGUCGCCUGGUCAAGAAAGAAUCCACCGAGGGCCCGACCGUCGAGCAGUGGGCUGCAGCGAAAGCGCCUUUCCGUCGGUUUAUUUCUUACGGAAUAACCGGGCAUGCACAGUGGGCGUCAAAUAUGGUGCAAUUAAUGGACCGUAUAUUCAACAACUUCGACGACGGCAUUAACUACCACAUAGACGACACCGAAUUCGAAGGACGGUUCUACCAGGUAGCCUGCAAUUGCCAGUCAUUUUCAGAUGGCAAUUCCCCGUAUAUUCGCUUUAUGCAGGGUAUAUCUCAGGACCCUACCCAAGACUACAUCAAGCCUUAUUUGAAUGAUCGGGGAAUCCCCAAAGAGGCCAUAUUUGGAGGGUUGUUCCCCGUCCACGCCUGUUUCAACCACUCCUGCGACAAUAGCGUGGAAGUGAUGGACGCAAACGACGAAAACGGACGUCCUGGGCUCGUUAUACGUGCGAAGAAGGGAGCUAAACAAGGAACAGAGAUCUUCACCACAUACAUAGAUACGCAGUUGCCGAAGUCGGAGCGCAGAGCCUGGCUGUUUCGGGCGUACAACUUUUGGUGUCAGUGCCCCAGAUGUCAAUUUGAAGGCGAGAAUGCCAACGUGUGUACUAACUGUGGAACCAAGGCUGAAGAUUCGAAGGAUUUUCCGAAAUGCAGUAAAUGCAAAAGAGCUUGGUAUUGUUCGCAAAAGUGUCAGAAAGAAGCGUGGAAGAAGGGACACAAGAAAAUUUGCCAAGUGGUGCAUUCAGACACCACCUCCCCACUUAACGAGCCAAUGGAAAAACAUAUGAGAAAACUGUCCGAUAUGUUACAGCAGGGAAUGGCUUUGACGGCAGAAUAAAUUGAAAAUAAUCAAUUCAUAGCUCGAAUACAGUAUACUAGUUGAGCCCAGAAAAUAAGAAUGGUGCUUUGAAAUUAAGGGCACAAAGAUUGAGACAAACAUAAAAAACAAGGUGAAUAAAACACACUUUUUUAACAUUGUUCGAUGACCAAAACAUACAAGCAUUUCUUGCUUGUCCAGCAAAUGGAAAGUAGCCUUCGUCUUAAACGUUUACGAUUUUAUGCCUCUAGGGACAUACUUUCUACGCUGCCAGACGUUGAUAAAAAUUUACUGUUAAAUAAUGUAAACCAAAAUAGUUUGCUGGAAGUCGGGGGAAAAAAAGAUUUACAGCGGAAGCGUGGAUUUCCGUAUACCAUUGCUACCUCUCGACAUUCUCUGCUGUGUGAUAAAACACCCAGGUACGACUAUCUCAUUGCAUUAGAUGUACCAAACCAUCAUCACAUCGAGACAAUGCCACCGUAUGUUUUUCGACGUAAUUUGAGUGUUUUUAGUAAA
Messenger RNA from Lingula anatina, 2633 nucleotides. RefSeq names its product protein-lysine N-trimethyltransferase SMYD5. Gene Ontology annotation, molecular function: histone H4K20 methyltransferase activity; protein binding. Lineage: Eukaryota; Metazoa; Brachiopoda; Lingulata; Lingulida; Lingulidae. Gene Ontology annotation, biological process: negative regulation of gene expression, epigenetic. The record is from RefSeq and is a predicted model, not a curated record.